Funneliformis geosporum is the source of this 1599-nucleotide messenger RNA. NCBI's taxonomy places the organism in Eukaryota, Fungi, Glomeromycota, Glomeromycetes, Glomerales, Glomeraceae. The record is from the annotation of a GenBank genome assembly.
AUGCCAGAUAUCGUUCUCUCAUUAGCCAGACUUCGAAAGCGGAGAAGAUUUCUCCAAACUCUUAAAAAAUGGGUACCUAUUGUUUGCUGUUGGAAUAUGUUGGCUAUUUAUUCUUCCAUCGGAACAAUAUCACAAAAACACAUAUAUAUCAGAAAAUGCUCUACUCCCCGGCCAGCAGUUACUUUUCGAGAUGAUAUAAGCCAGAUGUCAAAUUUUUCAAGUAUAAAGAGAGCUGUGUACAUAGAAAAAGGAUUACGGAAGGCCGGAUUAAAAACUGAAGUGCAGAAUUUUACGGUUAACAUAUCUGGAAAGAAAAUUUCUGGAACAAAUGUUUACGGCUUAAUCAAGGCACCACGUGCAGAUGGAACAGAAGCGCUUGUGUUGAGUGCCCCAUGGAAAUCAAGGGAUGGAAAAACAAUUAAUAUCAAUGGAAUAGCAGCUGCUCUAUCUUUGGGAAAAUUUUUCAAAGGUUACACUUAUUGGUCCAAAGAUAUUAUAAUUCUUAUUACGGAUGGUGGGGAAGCCGGCGUUCAAGCAUGGCUUGAAUCAUAUCACGACCUUCCUCGAUCAGGCAUUUUAUCGACACCGUUAUUGUUGAGAUCUGAGGGCGUUAAUGGACAACUUCCUAAUUUAGAUUUAAUAAACACAGUCGUGAGAGUGUGUCGAAUGUCAAAUAACAUUCCCAUCAUGUUACAUGAUUCUGGACAUCAUUACCUUUAUGAUAAUGGAAAUUACUAUGCCUCAUUCCAUAAUUUAUUGCAGGCUAUGAAAUAUCAAGCUUUAGGACAUCCAACUGGAAGUCACGGCUUAUUUUUCAGAUAUAAGAUUGAUGCCAUAACUUUAUAUGGUCAUACUUCCGCUCCUACUUCAACUUCAUUCAAAUUAUGGGGGAAAACAGGAAAUAUCAUUGAAUCAUCUCCCGAAGAUGAUCGGUCAAAAUCUAGUUCAUCAAACGAAAAUGUUCAUGUUGUUCCUUUACCGUAUAAUGAUCGGCCACGACAAAUUUUAUUUCCCAUGACAGUUUUGAUUGUGACUCAUUUUACAGGAUUGCUCAUUUUCUUUAUUAUUAUAAAUCAUUCUUCAAUUAGUCAAAUGACAGAAAUUUUUGGCAUGCAGGGUUUUUUAUUUACACUAUCAUUGACUACAAGUCUGUCAAUAAUAGUACCAACAAGUUUAAUAAAAGUCUCACAAGUUAGACCAUCUAAUAAUAUAAUACCACCUUCAAGACAAAAGCCCGCACCAAAUUGGAUAAUAUUGAAAUCAUUUACAUUAGCAUUUACAGCGAUGAUAAUAUCAUGCUUGUCUGUUCUUAAUUUUAAUUUGGCGGUAUUUAUUUCAUUAAUGGUUAUAAUACCAUUUUCAUUGUUUCAACCAACUCCAAAAUACCAAAUAUUACAAUAUUUACAACUAUUAGUGUUAAUAAUAAUAUCACCACCAGGAAUAUUAUUAUCUAGUAGAACGAAUAUGGAAGAAUUUUUGAGAUGGGUUUUAAUGGAAUAUGAAUUAUUUGGAAGCUAUUUAUUACCUUUCAUUUGUUGUUUUUAUUGGCCUAAUAUUUUGGUUUAUGGUGUAAUUGUUUUUUCUGAAAAUACAAGUUAA